AUGUGGGGGAAAAAGAGUUUCUUGGUGGUUACUGGUGCGAGUCGCGGGAUCGGUCGUGAAAUCGCCAUAAAGUUCUCCUCGAAACUGGGUGCGGGUUCGAAAGUCGUUUUGAUCGCGAGAAGUACUUCUGGGCUUCAUGCCACUCGUAACCUGAUACUUGCCGUGACGAACAAAACUGCAAAUCCCGUCGGUGUGACCGUGGCCUCGGUGGACUUGUCCAACUCUGCGGGCAUCGAAUUCAACGACAUUAUGGAAGAAGGCUGCGACUUGGAUUCACCCGAGACUUUUGACAGCGCUAUCAUGGUGCACAACGCAGGAACACUCGGCACAGUGCACAAAAAGCGUGACUUGCGCCGCAACAAGUUUCACAAAGGGCCGGAAGUGAAAAAGACACUCGUGAAUAUAACGAGUCUCGCGGCUCUGAAGCCAUUUCCCGGCUGGUCCAUGUACUGCUCAGCUCGGGCAGCCCGCGAAGCUCUUUUCCGCAAUCUUGCCGCCGAAGAGCGCGACGUUAUGGUCCUCAACUACUCCCCGGGGCCUGUGGAAACAGAGAUGAUGACGCAGGUCUUGGAACAGAGUUUGCCUGAGAUCAAGAGCGCCAUGAAGGAAACGACGAUCUUGACAGUUGACCAGACUGUCUCGAGGCUUAUAUCCAUCCUGGAUAAAGGCAUAUUCAGCAAGUCAGGAGCUCGGGUUGACUACUUUGAUGACAUUGUUUAGUUUAUCAUGCUGCAGCUGCUGCAUGUUUGAGACAGUCCAUCUGCUUUCCUUUUUUUUUUUUUUUUUGGGUGGAUCAGUGAUGACGGUAAUUAAUUGCUGGUGGUGUUAGGUGUUUCCCAAUAGGUGGUCCACGGACCAGCGCUGGUUUGCAGAAGUUUUUUUGCCAGUCUGAAGAAAAUUUUCUUCAGCAUAAUAAAUUCAUCAAAAGUAGCAAUGAAGCCUGUUGUCUUUGUAUGAAAUUUUGGAAAGACAAUGGCAGUUGAAAUUAUCUGAUAAAAAAGAAAGGUUAGCUUUUCUCUUAAUACACUUUGAACAAAUUUUCACCUGUUAUAAAUUAAAUAAACUAUUGUAAUCUGUCAUUGUGAUAAACCUUUCUUCAAGCCUACCUUUCUAAUUUUUUGAAGACAGGAUUCCACUUCUGCUUCUUCAUUGGUUCUUACUUAGAUUUAAAAAAAAAAGCUUUUUAAAGAACUUCCAUGAAGUCUUUUGAGCAGAGCAUUUUCAAGUAUGAAAAAUGGUAUUAAAUUUUCCCAGUCCGCAGAAAAUUCUUCGGAAAUUUGCUGGUCUGCAAAAAAUUAAAAAAAAAUGUCCCAGUCCGCGGACCAAAGAGGUUGGGCAACAGGGUGAACUCCGGAAUUUACUGUAUUGUUUUCUCAUCCGAAACUAUAAUUCAUCAGAAAAGCUUAAUUUUUGUUGCUGUUUUGCAUUCCAGGCGUUUCUCCGAAAUAUGGGAUGAAUUCCGGUCGUUGAAUUCCCUUGUUCCACGCGUCUUUGCAAAAAGUGUACAUGAAAUCCAUUUGAACUCUUUGCACGUUUCUUAAAAAAAGAAAACGCGACUCUGCUUGUAGGUAUUUCUACGCAUUUUCCGGACGAGGGAUUUUUUGUGCAGUAUUCCGUUUGACGUUGUGAUGCAAAAUAUUGGUUAAUAAAGCGAUUGAAGCUCUUA
This is a messenger RNA of Notodromas monacha, 1666 nucleotides long. Lineage: Eukaryota; Metazoa; Arthropoda; Ostracoda; Podocopida; Cyprididae. The record is from the annotation of a GenBank genome assembly.